AUGAGCUCGUCUGCAGCGGAGCUUCCGCCCACGCUCGUUGCCGCGGUGCGGUCCGGAUUCGACGCGUUCGUCCAGUUGCAGCGGGUCCGCUUUAGCAGCUGCAACGAUGACCUUGCCAGGUCGCUCGCGGGGGGAUUUGGCUCUUGCGGGCCUGCUGCUGCCGCAGGCACGGUCAAUAGCAGCAGCAGUAAUAAUAAUAAUAAUAGAGGCACGCCUGCCUUCCCGCAGGCGUUAAGUGAGUGGUCCGAUUUGCUCCUCUCGCGGCUGAAGUCGGUUGGCGACGUGGCGGUGGUGGACCCGACGGCCGAGGUGGUGUGGGAGCUGGUCUCCGUCGUCGUCGCCAUCCUGGAGAACGGUGGCGACGACGGAGUGAACGCGAGCGGGCCAUACUUGGAGUGGUAUCGCGGCCGGUUUGUCUCCCUGGACGCCAUUGACGGGCUGCGAAGCUCGCUGGAGGCGGUGCCGCCGCAGGCCCCGCUUUCGCCAGCGGCGGCGGAGGACCUCUUCGAGGGGAUCCUGGGGCCCUACCUGAUCUCCAUCCAGCGUGCCUUCCUCGCCGGCCUCUUCCCUGCCGCAGCGGCCCUGAUUAGCUCGCUCGUAGACUACCUGCGCGCGGGCGUUGUUGACCCCUUUGACGCCGAGGAGGAGAGCACGUUGGCCGACGUCAUCCGGCUCUUCCUGGAGACGCCACUCGACAGCACGAGUCAUAGAGAGUGGGUGGACACCGCCAACCUUCUUGUCGUCGACUGCAAGCGCGUCUUGACACCCGCAACUCCUGCCUCGGAUUUAAUUACGCAAGCGGCACAGCAGCUCAAGUCUUUAUGCUUGGACCUACUUUUGAUGCUCAGCGGGGACGCGGCGCUGAUUCUGGAGACAUGCCACUUGCUAGAGCUAGACGUCAUGGAUUACGUCGCCGCGGUGUGCGCCGUCUGCAAGCCGUAUAUGACGCUGUGCCAGUUGCACCGCUUGUAUCAAAGUGCAUGGGAGUCGUGGGAGGGUCCUGUAAAGGGGCCGUGGUACGUUGGCGUCAUUGAGCGAAUAUUGGCUAGCCGCUGCAUGGCAGACAUAGCGUGCGCCAUGGAGCUUGUGGGGCAGGCAGUUCGCCGCAAUGCGUACUUGCCGGCCUCGCCAAACGAGGACAGCAACGUCGUUUCCUCGCCGUUGGUUACCAGCACGGAGACGGCGGAAGAGGUGGUGUCAGAGGCGGCGAGCACGACGGAGGUGCCUGUCGACUCAAAACAGCUCCGGCGCUUUGCCCUGCUUUUCAUGGCAGCCCACGUGGCUGACAUUUGUGCCCCCCCGCUUGGCGCCCCCGUGGAUCAAAUGCACGUCACUUUUAUUCGGAACGGACUGGUGGAGGACUUUGUUGCCCAAUUUCGACACCACCCACUGCUCUGGCGCACCGCGGCCAUGUACGUGGUGUAUUCGCCGCUCAUGAACCCCGCCGUUUUGUACGACAUCGUGACGGCGCGGGCGGCGAGCGCCGUGGGCGAUCGCUACACUUUUUUGACCCUCCACACCUUCAUUGGCUCCGCUUGGGAGGAGACGAGUGGGGUUCAGGUGGCGCUGCGCCGCCUGCUGCGCGACAAGUACGCAACGAGCGAGACCUUAAAUAAGUGGAUCGCCUCCGUUGACUACUACCGACGCAAGGCGGUGGAGGUGCUGCAUGCGAAGAUUAUCGAGGAGCGAAUCGAGUGCGGUGACACGGCACCUGCUGUGUGGUUAGCGGUGGAGUGCCAGCAGUCGAAGCCAGUGCAAAUACGCUUUGAACACAUCCUGCGCUCCCCGGAGGCGCUUGACAGCGAGGAGGUCUAUCGCGUGGGGCAGGCAGUCAACAACAACUUUAUCUCGGUCGACACCAGCGCCAGCCUGCGCACGCUGCAGGUCCUGCGUGUCUGUGCGGCCGUGUCCGAGUACCGCAGGGCCGUCGGCAGCCUGCAGGGCCUCGACCGGCAGGUGGGCGCCGUGCCCGCCGCCGACACCGUCCAGUGGGUGCUGCACGCCGCGGAGAGGGCGCUCCGAUGCCUCGUACCGUUCAGGCCGCACCCCGACACGGUCUUUGCGCUGGUGACACAGACGGCGGAUGUUGCGCUCCGUUUUCCGGCGGGCCAACACCCGAGCCGCGUCGUCCCGCUUCUCUCCCACGCGCUGGAGAUGGUGCUGGCGUUCCACUCGUCCGACCGGGCCAAACGCGCGGCGCACGCAGCCGCGAUUCGGGAGAAGAUCAUGCGGCUCGUGUAG
Trypanosoma conorhini is the source of this 2241-nucleotide messenger RNA. RefSeq lists its product as uncharacterized. The record is from RefSeq and is a predicted model, not a curated record. The transcript has a single exon. Bases 1 to 2241 code for a protein of 746 amino acids. NCBI's taxonomy places the organism in Eukaryota, Euglenozoa, Kinetoplastea, Trypanosomatida, Trypanosomatidae.